This is a messenger RNA of Bradysia coprophila, 1900 nucleotides long. Its product is annotated as membrane-bound alkaline phosphatase-like. NCBI's taxonomy places the organism in Eukaryota, Metazoa, Arthropoda, Insecta, Diptera, Sciaridae. Gene Ontology annotation, biological process: dephosphorylation. Gene Ontology annotation, molecular function: alkaline phosphatase activity. The record is from RefSeq and is a predicted model, not a curated record.
AAAAGAUCGACAGAAAGAGUUCUUUACGUCCGAGUUAAUGUUUUAUCAAUCAAUCAGUUGAAAAUCAACCGUCAAUUUGUUCAGAUUAUUUUUAUUCCUGUCUGUAAUUUUAUUAAUAAUUUUUCACCCAAAUUCUCAUUGUUCACAAUUGUGUUCGUCUCUAUAUUGAACGGUUGAUAUUUUUAUUGUUUUGUGAUUUUAAAGUAGUACCAUUUGUUACCCAAAAAAAUUGUAUUUCUAAACGGAACACGUGGAAAAAAUGCAAUUUUGGACGAAAAACUCUCUGCAAGUAAUCGUUUUUAUACUUCUUAAUUAUAUCGUGUCUGGAAACACUAGGCCAGAUGAUGCAUUUGAAAUUCAUUCUAAUCCGUACCGUGACAAUGAAGCAUCGAGCCAUAGGACGAAACGAUCGUCAGCACAAGAUCACAACACAGAAAACGAAGAGUUCUUUUGGAAUUUCGGAGCACAAUUGACUUUGCAGGAUCGUUUAUCGAUUCAGAUGAAUCGAAAUAUUGCCAAAAAUAUAAUCUUGUUCAUUGGAGACGGAAUGUCUUUAUCGACUGUAGCAGCUGCACGGACAUAUUUGGGGCAAUUGCAAGGCAAUACCGGAGAAGAAACCACAUUAUCGUUUGAGGAGUUUCCGAAUAUUGGUUUGUCUAAGACGUACUCUGUAGAUGAGCAGAUUGCUGAUUCAGCUGCCACAGCCAAUGCAUAUCUGUGCGGAGUAAAAACUAAUUCUGCAACGAUUGGUGUGACUGGUCGUGUAAAAAAGAAUGACUGUUUCGCGGCGAAUAAUUCAAAAAAUCGACUGACCUCCAUAGCACGAUGGGCUCAACGCUCUGGCAAAUCUACUGGAAUAGUGACAACGACAAGAAUUACACACGCAAGUCCAGCGGCAUCGUAUGCAAAUGUAGCGAAUCGAGACUAUGAAUGUGAUGCAGAUGUGAUGAAAUACAAUCAAGAUCCUGUGGAAUGUGGAGAUAUCGCAGCCCAACUAAUCAAUGGGCCAACUGGGCGUGAAUUUAAUGUAAUUUUGGGCGGUGGUCGUUCAAAAUUUUUGCCCAUAGAUGAGUGUGACGAAGACGGUAAACGAGGGCAAAGAUUGGACGGGCUAAAUUUAAUCGACGAGUGGCGUAUGGAAAAGGAAAGUAUUGGAGGUGUAUACGUUCACAAUCGAAGUGGUUUGGUGAGCUGCGACUUCAACAAAACCACUUUCUUGCUGGGACUUUUCGCAUCGGACCAUUUGGAUUAUCAUUUGGAAGCGAAUCAUGACAAACAACCGACUUUAGCCGAAAUGACUGAGGCGGCCAUUAAAAUUCUAAGCAAAAAUAAGAAUGGCUUCUUUCUGUUCGUCGAAGGCGGCAGAAUUGACCAUGCACAUCAUUCGACCCAAAGUAGGAAAGCUUUGGACGAGACAGUACAAUUGGCGGAAGCUGUGCGAGUCGCUACAGAACUAACAGAUUCAAGUGAUACACUCAUUGUAACUACAUCGGAUCAUUCUCAUACUAUGACAAUGAGUGGUUAUUCGUCCAGAGGGAACGACAUACUUGGAUUGAGUACAUCACUCGGAGGGGAUAAAUUAAAAUACUCAACCCUGUCCUAUGCAAAUGGUCAAAGAAACUACAUGACUUCAUCGGGUACGCGACUGGAUUUGACUAAGUUGGAUAUGGAAGAUCCGAACUUUCAUUUUCCAUCAAUGGUACCUCUGAGUAGUGAGACGCAUGCAGGUGAAGAUGUAGCAAUUUACGCUUCAGGACCAUGGUCUCAUCUUUUUAGCUGUGUUAUGGAACAGAAUGUGAUUCCUCAUAUGAUGGCCUAUGCUUCAUGCGUUGGUGAUAAAUUGACUGCCUGUAAAAAGAAUUAUAAGGAGCAACGACAGAAAUAAAAACCUUUUUAAGAC